Molecule: messenger RNA, 2437 nt
Organism: Brachypodium distachyon (stiff brome)
Lineage: Eukaryota; Viridiplantae; Streptophyta; Magnoliopsida; Poales; Poaceae
Product: telomere-binding protein 1
Exons: 10
Coding region: 142-2097 (651 amino acids)
Molecular function (GO): protein binding
Source: RefSeq, a predicted model, not a curated record
CUCCCUCUCCAUCCCACUGCCGAGCGCCCCAGCUCCGUCGCUCGUCUUCCUCCUCGCGCAAGCGCCCGCCACCAGAUAGAGACGAGGAUGUGGCAUUCCUUCACUGUGAAUGAGCACUCUUCCUUGCUUUGAGGUCAAGAUAUGGUGUUCCGGAAGAUGCCGGGUAGAGGAUCCUGCGGGCGCGGGCGUGGGCGCGGCCGCGGCAGCGGUCAAGUUCGUGCUACACCAUGUGCUACAACUUUGGCUCCGGUCAAACGCUCUGCACGACUAAAGAAAAAACAGAUGUAUGCACUUGAUUUGCUUGCUACAGUUGCAGAAACGCUGUCAUCAGAUCAGGAGGGUUCAUCUAGUGGAACGGACACAGAUGGAGCAGUUGCAAGUUAUAAUUCAAAUGGGACAUCUGUUAAAUCAGAACAAUUUGAUGAAGUCCCACCGUUCAAUAGCACAGCUUUGGGGCAAAAUUGCUGCGAAGAAUAUACAGUGAGCUGUGCUGGUACCUGUGCCUCUCUUAGACAAACUAACAUAUGCAAGAUGGAGAGCUUAUUGACCCAAAAUGUGGCUGAUACAGUAUCGGAGUCACUAACAGAAAAGUCAGAUGUGUUUGUUAAGGGCUCACCAGUUAGUUGUACAAAACCACGUCGAUUGGAUUGUGGUCUUGGCACAAUCCCAGAGUAUGGAACAAUUGGAGUGUGCCCUCGUUGUCCGACAAGAUCAGUAGAGGUUAAACAAGAGGAUGGAGACAGACCAGAAGUGAUCAAAAGUCAAGUAGAUGGUAGUGCGGCAACUCUGCAUAGUUCAGUUGACACCAUGGAUCUGGAUAUAAAACCUCCAUUCGUGAUUAGCUCUGAGAGUACCUCAGGAGUGCACUUGGAUGUCCAUGAAAAGGGUCAUAAUUCUUCUCCAUUCUGUUUCAGUAAAGUGCAGCAUGCUGCAGGUAGAAACGAUGACGAAAAUCUCCCCCGAUGCGUGCAUCCAAACACCUCUGGAAUUAAGGGUGGUUAUUUGCCACAUUAUUUAGGUGACUGUAGGACAAGGAGAUUGUUUGCCACCAGGAUAAGGAAGGCUGCUCGUAAUAAGAUAUGUGGAAAGAUGUCCAAUAAAGGUAGCAAGCUGAAUUUCCGUGGAAAGAAGAUAUCCACUGCACGCCGAAGGGUGCAAAUGCAUCGAACAAUGCUCAAGACAAAAAAAGUAGCUGAAUUUUACUCUGCACAACCAUCCGAUGAAGAGACCCUAACUGAAACCAGCGGGACAUCAUUCUCUAUGGGAGGUCAGGAUCCACCAUGUGCUUCUGAGGGCUGUCAUGUCAAGUUCGUCAUCAAGUCAUUCAACAUCCCUGAGCUAUUAAUUGAGGUCCCUGAAAAUGCAACAGUUGGUUCAUUGAAGAGAAUUGUAAGAGAUGCUGUUACUAAAACAAUUGAAGGCAGCCUCCGUGUCAGUGUACUUCUUCAAGGACAGAUCAUUCAAGAUGACAAUAAGACGCUUCAUCAGGCUGGGAUUUGCCAUGGGGCAAAACUAGAUAGCAUGGGCUUUACGCUGGAGUGUGAAGCUGAGCGAGGUUCUCACCCUUCAGCAAUACCACCAGAAGAAAUGGAACCUGUUGGUGUAUCUGAUGUGAAACCAUUAUCUACGGUGAAGUGGGAAGAACCUUCCCCAAGCUGCAGUCUGAGCAAUCCUGGGGAUUAUCCUUUUGAAGGGACUGUACAAGAUACAUCAGAAAGCUCCCAAGCCAUUGGCACUGCUCCAACUCUGAAUGUAACUGAGCUAGCCAUCGUGCCAUUCUCCAAGUCAAAGCAGAGGGAUUUUGGGCAAAGACGUAAAAGAAGGCCCUUCUCUGUUGCUGAGGUUGAGUUAUUAGUGGAAGCAGUCGAACAGCUUGGAUUUGGAAGGUGGAAAGACGUUAAAUUCCAUGCCUUUGGCAGCAAUAACGAGAGGACCUAUGUUGACUGCAAGGACAAGUGGAAGAACCUGGUGCACACCGCCAGCAUACCCCUGCAACUAAGGAGAGGCCAAGCGAUCCCUCCGCAAGAACUACUCGACCGCGUGCUCGCGGCGCAAACCUACUGGUCUGUGCAGCAGCCAAAGCCUGAGCCUCGUUGAUGUCAACAAACUUUGGUUUGCCUCAGGAAGAAGGCAAAACUGAUCCUUGUGUAAAAAGAAACUGUAUCCAGUAGGCUGGAGAUGGUAUGUAAUGUAGGGGGGGGGGGGGGGCAGAGGUGAGGGGUGUGUGUUGGGGGUCCAAAGAGGGUAUGAGUUUUUUUACUGCUCCAACUGUGUACGGUUUCUCAGUCUAGGGUUUUGAGUCUGAGUUUGUAAAAUGAUUCGGACAAAGGGAACUAUUUAUAUGUAAUGGCGGGCCGUCGUUGGAUGGGCCGUGAAGAGGCCCAGCUAACUGUUGUUGGUUGCCAAUUCGGCGGCGUCAGGCCUGACGUCAACUUAA